This is a messenger RNA of Miscanthus lutarioriparius, 411 nucleotides long. The record is from the annotation of a GenBank genome assembly. Lineage: Eukaryota; Viridiplantae; Streptophyta; Magnoliopsida; Poales; Poaceae.
AUGGCCCGGGCCAUCUCCGAGGAAUUAGAUGCCCACAUCGCCGUGGUCGCCUUCUCAACCGCUGGCGAUGCCCACGCCUUCGACGCGCCCACUGUGGACUGCGUCCUCUGCACAUACCUACCCGUCGAUGGUGUACCUCCUCACCCUGCUUUCCCUUCCUCUGAUGCCGCCGCGGAGAUGGUGGGCGAGGCCACCGCCCACGUGGCCGGAAUGAGACGGGAUAGGGAGGAGACCAAGGUGCUGGUUGCCAAGGAGUGGGCACGGGUGGCCGCCACAAGGGAGAAGGUUACGGCCGCGCAGGCGACCGCGCAGAAGAACUGGUGGGAGGUGGAUGUGGAGGCCCUCAGGGAGGAGGAUCUGCCGGUUUUCAUCAGGGCGCUCGAGAUACUCAAGGCCGAUGUCAAAGGCUGA